This is a messenger RNA of Uloborus diversus, 1912 nucleotides long. RefSeq names its product nuclear RNA export factor 1-like. The transcript is spliced from 17 exons. Lineage: Eukaryota; Metazoa; Arthropoda; Arachnida; Araneae; Uloboridae. The record is from RefSeq and is a predicted model, not a curated record. Bases 6 to 1235 code for a protein of 409 amino acids. Gene Ontology annotation, molecular function: RNA binding; protein binding. Gene Ontology annotation, cellular component: nucleus. Gene Ontology annotation, biological process: poly(A)+ mRNA export from nucleus.
ACUGUAUGAGUUCACAUUAUGAUGCCAUUACACGAAGUUUGGAACUUACGAAAUUUCACUAUGAUACAGCAUUAAAGUCUCAAGGGCUUUAUCUACCUCUGAAUAAACAAGUAGUUGCAAGAGCUGUUGUAAAAAUAAUUCAAGAACACAUUCCAGAGCUUGAAAUUUUGAAUCUUGGUGAUAAUCGAUUAUUCUCUUUAGAACCUUUUUCUAAUUUGACCAAUGCAUGUAAACAACUUAAAUCCCUUAGUUUAAAGAAUAAUAAGUUGUCAUCAAUUGCCGAAUUAGAUCACUUAAAAGGGCUUGAACUGUUAGAUUUAAUUCUUGAUGGUAAUCCUCUGUGUGAUCACUUUACUGAUAAGGCUACUUAUAUCAGCACUGUUCGAGAUCGAUUCCCAAAUCUUCUCAGGCUGGAUGAACAAGAAUUGCCUACACCAAUUCGUUUUGAACUAGGGGAUGAAAAUCUCCCUCAGUCUCAGAAAAGCUUUUUUGGAGCAGAAGAUGUUAAAGAGAUGGUGAUUCAGUUUUUAGAUCAGUAUUAUACCAUUUAUGAUUCUGGUGAUCGGUCAAGGUUAUUGGAAGCUUACCAUGAUCAGGCUAAUUUUUCUUUGAGUAUGUCAAAGCACACCCAAAAGAGUUCGUCCAGCUCUUUGCGUAAAUAUUAUGAAGAAAAUAGAAAUUUUCUGAAAACUAAUAAUGCCGAUAGGUUUAAAUUACUAAAGCAAGGAAAAUUAAGUGUUGUUAGUGCAUUAUCGGAGUUGCCUCAGACAAUGCAUGACCCUACGUCAUUCAGUGUUGACAUCUAUCAUGUCUCUCCUGGACUGAUGAGUUUUUCUGUUAUAGGAGUAUUUAAGGAAGUGGGAGCCGAUAUAAACAAUGUUCCUCUGAAAACAUUUAGCAGAACUUUUGUUGUUGUUGCACAAGGUCAAGGUUUUGUUAUUACAAAUGAAACUUUAUAUAUUGCACAUGCAAGUCAAGAGCAACAAUCAAAGGCUUUUAAAAUGCCAGCACCAACACCAUCUCCUAGUCCAGCUCCUACAGAGGAAAAGAGUGUUACUGAAAAGCAAAUGUUGGUUCUUGAACUCUCGAAAAACACAAGAAUGAAUGUUGAUUUUUCAACAAAGUGUCUUGAAGAAAAUGAUUGGGAUUACCAGCGAGCAUUUGCAAUUUUUAUGAAAUUUCAAAGUGAAGGGAAAUUACCACCUGAAGCUUUCAUUAAAGUUGAACCACUUUGAAAAUCAUAUGGCAAAAAUAAUUAUUUGGAAUGAGUAGGAUACAUCUCCAGCUUGCUUCACCAAAUUUGAACAUGCUAUGUCAAGUGGCAUUUACUUUAGUGAUUGUGUAUCUGAAUUCAACUUUUUUACUCACUGCAUUUUGAAAAUGCUGCUAGGUUGGAUGAUGUGCUUAAAGAAAAUGAACUGCUUAUAUCAAUGACUGGACUGCUUGUCAAGUAGACCUAUUAAAUGUAAAUAGUCUGUGAUGAAUAUUUGAAUAUGCACAAGUCGCUCUGUUGUAGAGUUUUUGUGUUUAAGGUGUACAUACUUUAGUCAAAUUUGUUUCAAGUUUUUGCUUUUUAACGAACCACUAUGUAAGUUUGACUCUAAAAAGGUGUAAAAAAAUGUAUGAUUGCCAAGCUUUUCAAAGAGCUUAAAAUGGUCUCUUAAAACUCAUCAAUUAAUAUUUUUCAACUUUCAUUUAUUUCUCUCUCUCUUUUUCUCCAAAUGUAUUUUUAAAAAAUACUGUGUUUAUAAAAUUUUAGUGAACAUACUAAGAAGUUAAAUAAAUAGGGAUGGAAAAUUUAAGUAAAGUGGGAGGGGGGAGAAAAACAGUACCCAACUAGCACACUUAGUCAUAUAAAUGUUAUAAAAUGGUUGUUAACAUUGUGAUAACCAUUUUAAAAUGUUUAUUAAAU